Molecule: messenger RNA, 3148 nt
Organism: Ceraceosorus guamensis
Lineage: Eukaryota; Fungi; Basidiomycota; Exobasidiomycetes; Ceraceosorales; Ceraceosoraceae
Exons: 2
Coding region: 294-3095 (933 amino acids)
Biological process (GO): nuclear polyadenylation-dependent snRNA catabolic process; nuclear polyadenylation-dependent antisense transcript catabolic process; nuclear polyadenylation-dependent rRNA catabolic process
Cellular component (GO): nuclear exosome (RNase complex); nucleolus
Molecular function (GO): nucleic acid binding; nucleotide binding; 3'-5'-RNA exonuclease activity
Source: RefSeq, a predicted model, not a curated record
AGGCAUUCCAUCCACCGCGGCGAUACGACGACAGCUCAGGUCUCGCUUUGAGAUUAGAGCAAGCGGGGUCGCUCAAAGGCACAAGUCAACGGCUGCGACACCAGCUACGAUCAUCGCAGCCCAUAGCCCUGGCAUUGCAGCAUCACUCAGCGCAUACACCCCACGUCAGAUCCAGGAAAGCCAAGUCGCCGUGUUUGGAAGCGUCAGCCACAGCCGCGCUUCGCAGUACUCGAAAGUAACAAGCAGAGUCGCUUUUUCAAGCGCGCUCACUGGGACUCUGUCCCUGUUUCGCAAUGCCUCCAGCACCGUCUCCGGAGACUGCGCUUACAGAGUACCUGAGCACUCUGCAAGCUGCACUCCAGCCGCCCACCAACCAAGCCGCUUCACUGCCUGGCCCCUCUGAUCUCACCUUCCACCGCACGCUGAAUCGUCAGCUGCCAUCGAUCAUUCGAGACACUUCGAUCUCGAUACACACGCUGCUCAAUAGGUUGCUGAUCGCCACCGGAGGUAUCGAGGAGGGAGAAGAGCUGGACGAGGCCGCCAUUGAUAGUGACAGGCUACCCGGUGUCAUCGAUGAUGUCGUGGAUAGGCUACUGGAAAGAGCAGACAAGUGCUUGGACGAGUUCAACGGCUUGAGACCGUUUUCGCAGUCUCAAGCGCGCUCUUCCGAAUUGGCAGCGGGCAAAGGGAUUGAAGAUGACGAGUUUGGAGAUGGGCCUCUUCCUCCGCACAUCCUGAAUGCCAACAUUUCGCCACUCCCGCAGAACAAAUGGGCCAAGCCUGACAACUCCCGAGAAACACCCUGGCAUCACACGCUGAAGCACAAACCACACGCCCUGGUGCCGCUGGAGGAGACGCCCCAGCCUGUGGCAGGCGCACCCAUUCAGCCACCUCGAGCGGGGAUGUAUUGCGCAGAGGGCAGACCAGAGGAGAACCCGUACUUCCGCGAGAUUCACGCAUUCAAAGUGCCCGGCCAUGCUCUAGAAGUUCCUGCAGAGCCAAAGCCACCACCGCCUAUCAGUGGCAAAGACCCCGCCAAAGACCUGACUUUCGUGGAUUCUUUGGAGAAGUUGGAGGCGUUGAAAACACAUUUGGAAGAGAAUCGAGUGAAGGAAAUUGCGAUCGAUGUCGAGCAUCACAAUUACAGGUCGUAUCAGGGUCUAGUGUCUUUGGUGCAGCUAUCAACACGAUGGGGCGACUACAUCAUCGACCCACUAGUGCCCGAGGUCAGAGCGCAGUGUCACCGGCUUAACACAGCUUUUGCAAACCCCAGCAAGGUCAAGGUCCUACACGGAGCAGAGCAUGAUGUUCUUUGGCUGCAGCGAGAUCUAAGCUUGUACCUCGUCGGGCUCUUUGAUACAUAUCACGCUUCCGUUGCCCUUGGUCUGCGACAGAAGAGUCUCGCCUUCCUCUUAGACCGCUACACGGGCUUCACAGCAGACAAGAGGUGGCAAUUGGCAGAUUGGCGUAUCCGACCUUUGCCGCGACAGAUGCUCUAUUACGCUCGCGCAGACACGCACGCGUUGCUCUACGUUUACGACGCUAUGCGUACGGAACUCGCCCAAGCAGAAGUCGAAGGUAUUCCUGUGCUCGGCAAGAAGGACAACAUCAUCAACGUGUUCGAAAGGAGCAAGCGAACAGCCGCACGAACUUUUGCAAAGGAGGUUUGGGAUCCAGCGGGCGAGGGUAGAGAAGGAUGGCAAGCGUUGUGGCUCAAACAUGGCGGCUUUGAGGCUGCGAAUGUCGCGGAACGUUACGCAAAAGGCGGCGUGGAUGGGCUUGCUAGAACCGAGAGAUUGGUGCGAAGGCUGCAUGACUGGAGAGAUCGCGCUGCGAGAGCGGAUGACGAGAGCCCCAGAUACGUCUUGAGCGCUGUUCACCUCGUCAACAUAGCAUCGCAAGCGCUCAGCACGGCGCAAGAUGUGACCAAUGCUAUCGGUAGAGGUCUAAAGCACCGAUCGGCCGACAUUGCGAGGGAGGUCCGAGCUGAACUGUUCCAAUACCAAGAAGCUCAAUUGGCGAAAGAAGCCAAGGAGAGGGCUAAGUUGGCCGCAGGUGCUGAUGCUGAGGAGGAGCUUGGUGAAGCGGUUGCUAGGGUUAGCCUGCCCGUCGCUGCUGUUGCUCCUUCUACACCGUCUUCUCCGUCCUCCUCUUCUUCGUCUUCCAAACGCGAAAGCGGGAGUUCAUCUUCGGACAGCGACGACGCAGCGCCCGCACCAAGCGUUGUCACAGCUUUGUGGGAUAAGCUCACUACGACGAAUGACGGCAUAACUCACCUGAACCAACAGCGACCCACACUUGCAGCUCACGAGCCGAGCGAGAGUCGUGCUGGGCCACACUGGCUAUUUGGACAUCGAUCCCACACCGAUGCAUCCGCAUCUCUUCGUCCUGUCAAGGGUCUACCGUCGCAGUCACCGACAUCUGGUCUAGCAGGCCCCGACCAGUCUCAGCGUAUCAAGGCUAGCUUCGGCUCCGUCUUGGCCAGGCUUUUUGGAGGUAGCAAAGCCACAGCAGCCCAUACUACUUCCGACCAGCCAAUUCCUAGCGCAUCUACGGAUGCUGCUCCGCAAUCAAACGAGCGUAUCAAUGGCCGAAAUCCCGUCGAAUCAAUUUCGGUGGAACGGGUCGAGUUGCCUGCUUCGCAUGAGCAAUCGCCACUGCAAUCCGGUGUUCAGGGCUCAUCGAGAGGUACCUCUUCUUACGACGAUGAUGCUUUGGGUGACAUCGUGCAAGUGAGCAAGAAGAAGAAGACGAAAGCAAAGUGGUCGACAGAGCAAAAGGCCGCAGCGAAGAGAGCCAGAGAGGAGUCGGCGAACGAAGAAGCUGCCGAGUUGGAAGCGCUGGCAAAGUUGAAUGGACUCGGACAGACCAGUGGGGCUGCUUCCAUGCGCAAGCCGAAGACAGACUUCAAAGCGUUCGAUUAUGACAAUGCUGUGUCCGUGCUGGAUGCGCCAAGGCCCAAAGAGACCGGUCUGCGUGCGGCUGAACGUCCCCGCAAGAAGGAAAAGAGGCAGAAGAAGGAUCCAUCCGAGGUGUCUGCUAGCAGGAAUCGCAGCGAUUUGGGCACUGGCAAGAGCAUGCACUUUGCCUCGUGAUAUCGAUCUUCGCACACACAACAACAUGUACACUCAAUCAAUGAUGACACUAG